Molecule: messenger RNA, 633 nt
Organism: Williopsis jadinii
Lineage: Eukaryota; Fungi; Ascomycota; Saccharomycetes; Phaffomycetales; Wickerhamomycetaceae
Product: DsbA family protein
Exons: 1
Coding region: 1-633 (210 amino acids)
Source: RefSeq, a predicted model, not a curated record
AUGACUCUCCCACCAAAGUUCAAUGCCUCCCACGCCGUUCCUAAAUUUGAGGAACUCAAGACCGCGCCAAACGUGAUUGAUAUCUAUCUGGACUAUACAUGUCCAUUCUCUGCAAAGUUCUUCAUCAAUUGGUAUGAGAACCUCUAUCCAAAGUUGAAGACCGACUUUGAUUCAAAAGUGCAGGUAGUUUUCCACAACUACGUCCAAGUGUGGCAUCCAACGUCCAACUUGGUGCACGAAGCCGGUCUUGUCGUUGCUCAGUUGGACCCAGAAUCCUUCUUGGAUGUUAGUUAUCACCUCUUCAAGAACAUUGCUCAGUUCUACGACACUGCAACUGCUGAUCUGACCAGAAACCAAAUCUAUGAAAAGAUCUUUGACUCUGUCAUUGCCGCAACAAAGCCAAAGUACACUAGGGAGCAAUUCUUGGAGAAGUUGACCAUCAACACAAAGGUUGCUGAGGAUUCGAACAGUGGUAAUGCCGCUAGCAACGACCUGAAAGUGUUUACAAGAAUCGGCAGACAGAACGGUGUCCAUGUUACCCCAACUGUCUUCUUCAACGGUUUUAGAGACACAUCCAUUGAGUCAUCUACUCCAAUCUCUGUCAUUGAGGAGAAGAUCAAGGCCCUUUUGUAA